AUGGGAGGAGUAACGCUUGCCCUUGGGGGAGGCAGCCGAGCGCCUCGGGGCCACGGGUCAGUGGCCAUCGGGGCUCCUUCCCACGCCACAGGGUUUGGGGACAGUCCCGAAGAACACGCUGUGUGGAAUUACAGGGCUUUCCCUGUGGCCAGGGGCAGCUUGCUAGGUGGCGGGGGCACUGCGUUGGGUCAUCUCCUCGCAUGGCAGAACAGGGCCUCAUCUUUGUCUGCUCUCCUUCUUGCAGUGGCCACGGGCCGAGGCGCAGACGGCCUGCAGAGGUUCUCCUCGCUGCCGGCCUUCCUCCCCUCCGACCUGCACAUCGCCGGCGCCGAGGCGUCCUUCUUCCUCAAGGAGGCCAGGCAGGACCUGACGCGCAACGCCAGCCUGCAGGCCCGGGUGGAGUCCCUCUUCGUCUACCGUGCCCGGGGCCCGCCCUCCGUCAACGCCAGCUACGGGCCCUUCUCCGCCGAGAGGCCGCUGCCCCGGGAGCUCCUGCUGACGCCCACGGCCUUCGGCGACCUGGAGAAGUUCCCCUUCAACUGGAAGCUGAAGCCCCACAUCCUCGACAGCUCCAUCUACUCCAACCGGCCCAAGGUGCAGACCCUCUUCUACGUCACCGGCAUGGCCUGGGACGACAGCGACCCGGGGGAGGACCUGCCCUGCGUCAAGAUGUUUGCCUUCCCAGAGGCCAGGGAGGUGGCGGCCAGCUGCCGGCUGCAGGGGGCCCCCGGGCUGUGCGUGGCCGAGCUGGAGCUGCUGCCCGAGUGGUUCAGCUCUGGCCUGGACCUGGAGCCCGAGGAGGAGAUCCCGGCCCUGCUGGGGGGCACGGCCAUGGAGCUCUUCUUCAGUCUCUACCCGGCCGACGCAGCGGGCCAGUGUCCCCUGGAGGAGGAGGGCAAGUGGGAGAACAACAUCCACUUGGGCCAGGACAGCCCCCCGCAGGCGCCCCCCGCCCGGGAGCGCAUCGGCAGCGUGGUGGUCUACCCGACCCAGGACGACCUGCGCUGGUCCCUGCUGAGCCUGGACCAGAAUGUCGCCCUCUCCGUCCCGCUGAACCUCAUCCGCGAAGGGGACACAGCCACCUUUCUGGUCUCUCUGACCAGCGGCUCCGUGGCAGAGCAGUUCACCCUCCGAAUUAAGGCGGCAGCUGGUGUGAAGAUCACGGCCGUGAGAAUCAGCAACGAGGACCAGUGGGCGGUGCAGGAGGAGGUGGACCACGGCAGCACCCAGACGACGGCCACCCUGGCCUGCGUGGGCCACCCGGACACCCAGGGCAGAGUGAAUGGCUCCAUCUACGAGAUCCUGCAAGUGGACUUUGGCAUUGACAACAGCAGUGGCUUGGCGGGGGCCCAGCAGAUCACCUGGCAGGUGGAGUACCCAGCUGAGGACUCCAUGAGCGAGCUGGUGGUCUCCGAGAUCUUCGUCAGCCAGACGACCUUUGUGGGCAUCGUCCCUCUUGCAAUGGACACGGAGGUUUUGAACACCGCCAUUCUCACCGGAAAGCCCGUCUCGGUCCCUGUCAAAGUCGUGGGGGUUCAAGAGGACGGUUCCGUGGUGGACGUGUCGGAGGCUGUGGAGUGCAGGUCGGCCGAUGAGGACAUUGUGAAGGGGGGCCCUGCUGGCCCAGAGGACAGGACCAACAGGAGCACAACCCUGCCGCUGCCUGGGGAGGGGAAGGACAAGAAGCUACUCAAGAGUGGUGGUGCAGACGCCUUCACCAGCUUCCCCACCCAGGGGAAGUUUCCAGAAUCCAGUAACCCUAGUGACCUUACAGUGGCCUCCAGGGGCUUGACGGACUUGGAGAUCGGCAUGUAUGCCCUACUCUGCGUCUUCUGCCUGGCCAUCCUGGUCUUCCUGAUCAACUGCGUGGCGUUUGCCUGGAAGUACAGACACAAAAGGCUUGCGGUGAGCGAGCAGGGCAACAUCCCCCACUCCCACGACUGGGUCUGGCUUGGGAACGAGGUGGAGCUUUUGGAGAACCCAGUGGACAUCACGCUCCCCUCGGAGGAGUGCACGACCAUGAUAGACAGGGGGCUGCAGUUCGAGGAGAGGAACUUCCUGCUGAACGGAGGUUCCCAGAAGCCCUUCCACAGUCAGCUGCUCAGACCUUCUGACUAUGUCUAUGAGAAAGAGAUGAAAAACGAACCUGUAAACUCUUCUGGCCCGAAGAGGAAGAGGGUCAAGUUUACUUCCUACACCACCAUCCUCCCUGAGGAUGGGGGCCCGUACACCAACUCCAUCCUGUUUGACAGUGAUGACAACAUCAAGUGGGUCUGCCAGGACAUGGGGCUGGGGGACUCACAGGACUUCAGAGACUAUAUGGAAAGACUGCAGGACCAGAUGUAAACUCCUUUCUUAUGUUGUAUUCACCUUUAUGCCUUCUGUUUUCUGAAUGGUGGAGCAGUGAGUCUGAUCAGCAAUAGGGUGACUUCACAAAGCUGAGU
This is a messenger RNA of Marmota flaviventris (yellow-bellied marmot), 2444 nucleotides long. Lineage: Eukaryota; Metazoa; Chordata; Mammalia; Rodentia; Sciuridae. The record is from RefSeq and is a predicted model, not a curated record.